CUGACGCCCUCGAGCCGCCACCAAGCGGAAAACCCGGAGUGGUUUUCCACGCCUCUUGGAACGGAGUCAAAGGGCACCUGGGAGGAGGUAGGCAGCCGCCCAGCCCCGCGCGGUUCGAAGCCGCCGCCAUCAGGGGCGUCCCGGCCGGGCUGGUCAAGCAGUGCGGCGGGACCCGCAAGCUCGCAGGGCCCACCCGAGGGCUCCGUGCCCUCCCCGCGGGGGCUGCGGGCGGAGCGCGCGGGGCGGCUUGGUGCCCUCGGGGCGGCUCCGGGCGGCGGCGGGCGCGGGGCUGCAGUGCGGCGCGCGGCCGGCAGCGGGCAGCAGCGGGCGCGGGAGGCCGCGGUGGCGGUGGCAGCGGCGCUCGGCAGCGGGCGGGCGGCGCCGGCGGUGCCCCGGGCGCGCUCACACACGCGCUCACACACACACAUACACACGGCCUCGUACACACUCACACACGCUCCGGCGCGCACACGCGGCGCGCAGGCCGGAGGGAGGAGGCUCGGCGCGGCUCGGCGGCGGCGGCGGCGGCGUGCUCGGCCGGCGGGCGGGAGGGCUGGCGGGCGGCCCCCGCUCCCCGGCUCCGCGGCUCGGUGCAGCCCGCGCGGCCCCCGCCCUCGGACCCGCCCCCGGGGGUCGCCCGGCCCCAUGCCCUGCAGCGGCGGCGGAGCAGCGCGCGGCCGCGGGCGGCUCUGAGGAGCCCGGAGGGAGCCGGCGACGAGGGGACCAUGUACCGGGACCCGGAGGCGGCCAGCCCAGGGGCACCCACCCGCGAUGUCCUGCUGGUCUCUGCCAUCAUCACCGUCAGCCUUAGCGUCACUGUCGUCCUCUGCGGCCUCUGCCACUGGUGUCAGCGCAAACUGGGCAAACGCUACAAGAACUCCUUGGAGACCGCGGGCACGCCAGACUCAGGGCGUGGGCGCAGUGAGAAGAAGGCCAUCAACGAUCUAGACAGAGACUUUUGGAAUAACAAUGAGAGCACAGUGCAGCAGAAAUGGAGCUCCUAUCCUCCCAAGGAGUUUAUUCUAAACAUUUCACCCUACGCCCCUUAUGGCGACCCACGACUGUCCCUCAAUGGCACCCUCCUGUCGGGCGCCAAGGUGGCCGCCGCGGCGGGGCUGGCGGUGGAGCGGGAAGGCCGGCCGGGGGAGAAGCCAGCACCGGUGCCGCCACCCGGAGAGGACGCCUUGAGAAGCGGCGGGGCUGCCCCCAGCGAGCCGGGCAGCGGUGGCAAGGCGGGGAGAGGCCGCUGGCGGACGGUGCAGAGCCACCUGGCCGCAGGGAAGCUCAACUUGUCCAAUUUCGAGGACUCCACCCUGUCCACGGCCACUACCCUUGAGUCUAUCCCCAGCUCCACGGGAGAGCCGAAAUGCCAGCGACCCCGCACCCUGAUGCGGCAGCAGAGCCUGCAGCAGCCGCUGAGCCAGCACCAGCGGGGCCGGCAGCCCAGCCAGCCCACCACCAGCCAGAGCCUGGGCCAGCUGCAGGCCCACGCGGCCUCGGCGCCGGGCUCCAACCCCCGGGCCUAUGGCCGGGGCCAGGCUCGGCAGGGCACCUCCGCCGGCUCCAAGUACCGGGCGGCCGGCGGCCGCAGCCGCUCCAACCCGGGCAGCUGGGACCACGUGGUGGGGCAGAUUCGAAACCGAGGCUUGGACAUGAAAUCCUUCCUGGAAGGCAGGAUGGUGGUGCUAUCCUUGGUCUUAGGGCUUUCGGAACAGGAUGACUUUGCCAAUAUCCCUGACCUGCAAAACCCAGGAACCCAGCAGAACCAGAACGCUCAGGGGGACAAGAGGUUGCCCGCAGGAGGGAAGGCAGUGAACACAGCCCCAGUGCCGGGCCAGACACCCCAUGAUGAGUCUGACCGCCGGACUGAGCCGCGUUCCUCCGUCUCGGACCUCGUCAACUCCCUCACCAGUGAGAUGCUCAUGCUCUCCCCAGGCUCCGAAGAGGACGAGGCCCACGAGGGCUGCAGCCGGGAGAACCUGGGCCGGAUCCAGUUCAGUGUCGGCUACAACUUCCAGGAGUCCACGCUCACCGUGAAAAUCAUGAAGGCCCAGGAGCUGCCAGCCAAGGACUUCAGCGGCACCAGCGACCCCUUCGUCAAGAUCUACCUGCUGCCAGACAAGAAGCACAAGCUGGAGACCAAGGUGAAGCGGAAGAACCUGAACCCCCACUGGAACGAGACUUUCCUCUUCGAAGGUUUCCCGUACGAGAAGGUGGUGCAGAGGAUCCUCUACCUCCAGGUCCUGGACUAUGACCGGUUCAGCCGCAAUGACCCCAUUGGGGAGGUGUCCAUCCCUCUCAACAAGGUGGACCUGACCCAGAUGCAGACCUUCUGGAAGGAUCUGAAGCCAUGCAGCGAUGGGAGUGGGAGCCGAGGGGAGCUGCUCUUGUCUCUCUGCUACAACCCCUCUGCCAACUCUAUCAUCGUGAACAUCAUCAAAGCCCGGAACCUCAAAGCCAUGGACAUCGGGGGCACCUCAGACCCCUAUGUGAAGGUGUGGCUGAUGUACAAAGACAAGCGGGUGGAGAAGAAGAAGACAGUGACUAUGAAGAGGAACCUGAACCCCAUCUUCAACGAGUCUUUUGCCUUUGAUAUCCCCACGGAGAAGCUGAGGGAGACGACCAUCAUCAUCACUGUCAUGGACAAGGACAAGCUUAGCCGCAACGAUGUUAUUGGCAAGAUCUACCUGUCCUGGAAGAGCGGGCCCGGGGAGGUGAAGCACUGGAAGGACAUGAUCGCCCGUCCACGGCAGCCGGUGGCCCAGUGGCACCAGCUGAAGGCCUAAGUGUGGCCACAGGAGGCCCAGGGGGCCAAGGGCCCGGGUCCCCAUCAUGCCCUCACCACUUUAUGCACAAUGCCCGGCCUGGCCCCCGCCCUAGGUGAGGGGAGGACCCUGAGGGCUUGGCCAGGGAGGGGUCCCAGGAGUCCGUUGGGCCCCGUUUCUAGGAAGUACCAGCCUCAUCCUCCACCGGUCCAGCUCUGGGGGAGGGGCUUUAGGAGCCAUUUUCCUGCUUUGCCCCUUUCCUUCCUGACUUGCUGAUACUAAAGAAGUGGGGGAGAGCGUGAAGGCCAGACAGGCAGAUGGGCAGACCCCUCCAGAGACCCGCCAGGUGGGCACAGUCCCCCGUUUUCUUUAAGGCAGUGCCUGGAGUGGAGAAGAGGUGCCCUCUCCGCAGCUCCCGAUAUGGGCCCCGGGGAAGGAAGGCCAAGGCGUUUGGCCUGGCCUGGCCAGGAGAGGCCCAUCCCAGGGCAGUUUCAGGUGCCGGCUGGGCCCUGAAUGCCGAGGAUAGUAUAUAGCCCGCUCCGGGGUCCUGGAGCCGAAGCCUGUGUACUUGGCGUUGCGUCCACUUUGUGUGUGUGCGUGUCGGGGGGUGGCACUCUUACCCUGUCCCCCUGGGGGCCACCCGUGCAGAGAGGGCAGGCUUUCAUAAAGUGGGGGCAGGAGGCCAAGAGAGGUCAAUGCACAGAGCCAGGGGUGGGCAAGGAGAGGCAGGUGAGGGGUAGGGUGAGAGGUGGGGUGGCGGCAAAGGAGCAGACUCUGGAGCGGGACUGAGAACUUAGCUGCCUCCAUCUCCUGCCCGUCUCGGCUCAGAGCUCUCCCGGAGCUCCUUGCUGAGCGAUUUCAUCACUUGAACAUCAUUUCACACCUUUUAGGCCCCUACUGCGAGUACCACAUUCCACCAGGACUCCCCUCCCUUCCUUCUCAGGGGUCCCACGGCCCCACCAGCUCUCUUCCCCGACACCCUCCCCCAGACACC
Molecule: messenger RNA, 3759 nt
Organism: Mustela lutreola (European mink)
Lineage: Eukaryota; Metazoa; Chordata; Mammalia; Carnivora; Mustelidae
Gene: SYT7
Product: synaptotagmin 7
Exons: 13
Coding region: 726-2786 (686 amino acids)
Biological process (GO): regulation of calcium ion-dependent exocytosis; regulation of dopamine secretion; vesicle fusion
Cellular component (GO): synaptic vesicle; membrane; synapse
Molecular function (GO): phosphatidylserine binding; SNARE binding; calcium ion binding
Source: RefSeq, a predicted model, not a curated record